AGGCUUAUUGCUGUCACGUGACUAACCAUAACCCGGAAAGGGAAUUGCAUGACAGGCGAUUUGUUGACAUCGAAUAGGACCUAUAGUGUAACAUUUGGGAAAGUGUGGAAUGAUUUUCUACCGACGUUUGGUGCAGUCAUUUAACUUUGGAUUCACAUGCCGACCAAUUGCAACUAUUUGCUAGUAUCCGGUGCUGUCAUCAUGCAUCAUAACAGUUGCAUCCCGGUUUUUCUCGUUGGCUUACUAUCUUUCUAUGGAUUUCUGAGCUGUGUGUCUUCAUGUAGUAAGGCUGAAACACCGGACUGGCGAAUGACUUUAAAAACAUUGCAAUGGAUCCAUAACAUUGACAAAUACCUCAACGUUGCGCUGGACUUAUUUGGAGGACGAGAUGGACUGUCUUAUGAAUGCAGCGAUGGUUACAAACCACGAACCCGGCCUGGUUACAAACCAACCCCACCCAAUGGAUGUGGGUCACCCCUGUUCGGAUUCCAGUUUGACAUCGGCAUCCCGUCCUUGACCAAGUGCUGUAACCAGCACGACCGUUGCUAUGACACCUGUAACCGUGAUAAACACGACUGUGACGAUGAGUUCCAGGAAUGCCUGGAGACCAUCUGUAGGAGAUUACAGAAGAUGUUGGGACUGGCCCAGAGUGUCCAAGCGUGUGAGAAUACUGUGACCCUGCUGUAGGCUGUCAUGCACAUGGGGUGUAAACCUUACAUGGACAGCCAGAGAGACUCCUGCAUAUGCAAAUUUGAAGUCAAGAGGGAUCUAUGAGCUGCCAUCCAGAGGGGAUUCUGGAAUAGUCAAGCCACCAGAGAAACAUUGAAGUAAAAUAGUGUACCUCGGGAUAGAGCUGUGGAAGUUUCCAUUGAUAACAAUGUGCUACGCCUUGUGAAGGUGCCUGGAUGUGCUCUCAAUGAAUGAGCGUUGGGUGAUCUGAGUUUUAAAUUGCUAUUUGAUAAUUUUGUAGAAUUGUUCUCCUAUGCAAAGGUUGUUUAGUGGUUGUUGUCAUGUAUGUCAUUUGUUUGUUCUGCCACACAUAAUAUGAAGUAGCAAUUAAGAGAGAAUAUGAAUGUUUAUAAAAGGUAAGAAGACAUUGAAAACAAAUGUAUGACUACAAGCACAUUAAUGAUACAGUGAUGAGGGUAAUGGCUACAUUAUAUUGCCCAGUAAGUGUAUUGUUUUGGCUACUUUUUAAUGAUUUAUAUUAAAUGUGUAAAUAGGCUGAUAAAAUGAAAUGUACACAAUGUUUACCUGUUGAUGGAGUGUUGCCCCAGUGGUUAUGUUGUAGUGUUUAAUUAAAUGUUUGGAAAA
This is a messenger RNA of Salvelinus sp. IW2-2015, 1314 nucleotides long. RefSeq names its product phospholipase A2, group XIIA. Gene Ontology annotation, biological process: phospholipid metabolic process; arachidonate secretion; lipid catabolic process. Lineage: Eukaryota; Metazoa; Chordata; Actinopteri; Salmoniformes; Salmonidae. Gene Ontology annotation, cellular component: extracellular region. The record is from RefSeq and is a predicted model, not a curated record. Gene Ontology annotation, molecular function: A2-type glycerophospholipase activity; calcium ion binding.